AUGAAAAUGAAUUAAACUUAAUAAUAAUUAAUCAGAAAUUAAACUCCUGAAGACCUGAUUUAAUCAUACUUAAAAAAAUAAAGAGAAAAUGAUUCAACAAAUUCUUAGAUGUAAACUUAAAUUAAAGUAAACCAUAUUUAAUAGCAUUCAAUAGAAUAAUUAAAAACAAAUUUAACAAAUCGUUAAACUUCAAAUGAAUCUAUUAUGAAGAAUGAUAGUUAAUUAGUUUACUAAUUAUUUCAACUUUAAUAAAAAGUACGAAAUUGCGAAAAAUAAUUCAUUAAAAAAGAAUUGCACUUAUAGGAAUAGAUACUUUAAGCUCAAAAAAAUUUUGAGAAAACAAUGAAUUUAAUGAAAUUGAAAUAUUAAAUGCAAAUAGAAGAUUUAAAUUCUGAAUUAAAGAUGAAAGAUGAAGAAAUCUGCAGUCUUAAUUUAUAAUUACAAUCAAAUAAUUUAAAUAAAAUAGGAGAACAAAUUUUUUCAUCAUAAUAAAAGCAAAAAUCAAUAAAUAGUGAAUAUCCAAAUUCUUAAAGUUCUAGAAAAUAUUGUUAAUUCUAAAUGCCUACUAGAUCAUUGAAUUCAAGUAGAAAAGAGGGAGUUAGCAAAUAUUAGAAGGAAUUAAAUAGGAUUAGAAUACAGACAGUUGAAUUUGCGGAGAAAUUUGAAAAUGAGAAACAUCUAAUAGAAUCAGAUAUAGCAAUAUUGAAAAAUUAAAAAUAAAUUCUUCGAAGUUACUUGAAUUAUAAUAAAAUUGAAAGUACAGAUUAAUCAAAAUAUAAGCCACCAAUAAAGCUAAAUAAUUUAGUGAUAAAUAGAUAGAAUAGUUCUUCGUUUGGAGUAAAGGAAUAUUUUUCUCGUAAGUAAUGA
Paramecium sonneborni is the source of this 867-nucleotide messenger RNA. The record is from the annotation of a GenBank genome assembly. Lineage: Eukaryota; Ciliophora; Oligohymenophorea; Peniculida; Parameciidae.